Molecule: messenger RNA, 501 nt
Organism: Merops nubicus (carmine bee-eater)
Lineage: Eukaryota; Metazoa; Chordata; Aves; Coraciiformes; Meropidae
Product: S-adenosyl-L-methionine-dependent tRNA 4-demethylwyosine synthase-like
Exons: 3
Biological process (GO): wybutosine biosynthetic process
Molecular function (GO): 4 iron, 4 sulfur cluster binding
Source: RefSeq, a predicted model, not a curated record
CAACAGCGCACGGUUUACAGGCUGACACUGGUCAAAGCUUGGAAUGUGGAUGAACUCAAAGCCUAUGCUGACCUCAUAUCCCUUGGCAAACCAGACUUCAUCGAGGUCAAGGGUGUGACGUACUGCGGGGAGAGCUCAGCCAGCAGCCUCACCAUGGCCAACGUCCCCUGGCACGAGGAGGUGGUCCACUUUGUCCAGGAGCUGGCCCACCUCCUCCCCGACUACGAGAUCGCCUGCGAGCACGAGCAUUCCAACUGCCUGCUGAUAGCUCACAAAAAGUUCAAGGUGGAGGGCGAGUGGUGGACGUGGAUCGACUACGAGCGCUUCCAGGAGCUGGUGCGGGAGCGCGGGGGGAGCGGCGGCUCCGCGCCCUUCGCCGCGGCAGACUACAUGGCCAGGACCCCUGGCUGGGCUCUCUUUGGGGCCAGGGAGAGGGGAUUCGACCCCCAGGAGCUCAGGCACCAGCGGAGGAACAAAGCGAGGGACGUCUCCGGGUGCUGA